AUGGUAGACCUUAAGCAUAAUAACCAUUUAGAGGAUGUCCGGGGUGGAGGAGUUGAGGAUGGCGGUGGAGGAGGUGGUGAGGGUGGCGGCGGUGGUGGAGGUGGUGAGGGCGGCGGCGGUGGUGGAGGUGGUGGUGAGGGUGGCGGCGGUGGUGGAGGAGAUGAUGGUGAUGGUGGUGGUGCUGGUGGUGGAGAUUUUGGUUGUGGUGGUGGAGGUGAUGGAGAUGGAGGUGGUGGAGGGAAUAGUGAGGGAGUUGGUGGCGGUGGUGAUGAUUUUGGUGGUGGAGGUGAUGGAGAUGGUGGCGGUGGUGAUGAUUUUGGUAGUGUAGGAGAUGGAGAUGGUUGUGGUGGUGGUGGAGGGGAUAGUGAGGGAGUUGGUGGCGGUGGUGAUGAUUUUGGUGGUGGAGGUGAUGGAGAUUUUGGUGUUGGUGGUGGUGGAUAUUUUGGGGGUGGUGGAGAUUUUGGUGGUGGCGGUGGUGGUGGAGAUUUUAGCAGUGGAGGUGAAGGAGAUAGUGGUGGUGGUGGUGGAGAUUUUGGUGGAGGUAGUGGAAAUUUUGGCAAUGGAGGUAGUGGAAAUUUUAGUGGUCGUAGUGUUUUAAAAACUUCAGGCAGAGGUGAUGUGUGA
Molecule: messenger RNA, 624 nt
Organism: Quercus lobata
Lineage: Eukaryota; Viridiplantae; Streptophyta; Magnoliopsida; Fagales; Fagaceae
Product: glycine-rich cell wall structural protein 1.0-like
Exons: 5
Coding region: 1-624 (207 amino acids)
Source: RefSeq, a predicted model, not a curated record